AAUGGGGAGGUAGUGGGAACAGUGUCUAACGAUGUGUAGGGUCCCUUAUUUCCUACUGUUGCCGUUCACAGCCAAUAUGAGGAGUAUGUUGUGCCUCCUAGCCCUCGUCUACUCACUUACCACUUUAUUGCUUCUGCCAUUUAUCUAAUUUAACAGGGCAGUUGCGUUUGUAUUAGAUGGUGCAUGCUCAAAAAGCAAAAAUACCAGUUACUUUAGUUCACCUAUUUGGGAGUGAUUGAUUACAUUAAGAUUCUACUAUUUGGUUUGAUGGUCACUUUUGUUUGCAUGAAUAUGGUUGAAAUUUUCAUAUGACAAACUUAGCCUUUUGAUCCAUAGAACCUUUAAUGUCAAAGUUUAUUAAACAAUACCUUGGUGAAAGGGAGCUGUUUACCAAGAAGCAGUUUUUGUGAUUCACCAUUCCAACGACAAAAUUCAACAAGUGAAUGUUGUUGUUUUCCAAUAAAAUAUGCUGGAUUGGCUGAGUUUAUAUCUAGUACAUGUUAUAAAUUGAAUGGUGAAUAUUUUACAAGUAAUGUUUUCUCACGGGCUAUAUUUAUAUAAGUUGAGAUACCUAAUGCACCAAGGAAUUAACAAACUACAAUACCGAAAUCAGAAAUCGAUACCUAUACAAAAAUAUAUGUAUACCUAAAAUAUUAUCAAAAUAUCUGUGUAGACAAAAGAUUGUGGGCCCCAACAGACAGCCUUCAUUUUAGGUUUCCAAAGCCUAUCAUAUCAUUUAGCCACUCAUUAGGCAUGGCAACAUUUUCAUAUUUGGCAUGGGGAAUGUCCUCUUAGAAGAGUUAGUCUCCCAGGGAAUAUGGCUUCAAUUUUUGUUUGUUGGUGUAUUUGGUAGAAACAGAGGUGGUUGUUUGAUGUGUUUAGUUCGAGGCUCCAAUGUCUGCAAUUAGAGGUAGACUUAAGUAUAACUCUAAUCAAGGCUGAAAGUAUGAUAAAUUCAGAUUUUAAAGCUGAUUGAUGCAGUUUCCAACAAGGCAAACUUGAAUUCAACAAGCUUGGGGCCCAAAUCUAAGCCAUGAUGAGUAAGAGGAAUAAUAAUGAAACCUCUGCACUGUUUUAUUCUCAUCAAAGUCAAAGAGGUUGUGAUGCUUUUUAGUUGCAUGUUUGAUUUUGAUGCUGUAGGGUCCAUGUCAACUUUGGGAAUGAACCCUUUCAGUUUAAUCUCAAGGUAUUUGAAGUGCAGGAAAGAGCGAAGCAACAGACAAUGAUUGAGAAAAUGUCUAUACCACAGAAUGUCAGUUAUGGCUAAUCAGGAAUGGCAAAAUUGAAGAUGCAUUUGAUAAACUUCGCGAUUGGUAUCCUCAAAUUGUUCAGGAUGAUGCAUUGGCUACCUGCUUUCUGCUUCAUUGUCAAAAAUUUAUUGAAUUGGUUCGGGCUGGAAGGGUUGAGGAAGCUGUGGCGUAUGGAAGGAUGAAAUUUGAUAAAUUUUAUAGACUGAAAGAAUACGAAGUGCUAGUUAAGUUAACUCCGCACGCGCGCUUAUAUAAGCCAGCUUUGGGGCGGGCUUCGUUUCUCGUUGAUCUGACAGAGGUGGGGUCUCUUCGUUUAGGGUUGUGAUAUCGCCAAAAAUAUCUCUAUGUCUGUCUCAUCCACGGAUUCUGUGAUUGGACACGAGGUCUUCGUUGGCGGGCUCGCUGGCACCACCGAUGAUCAAGACCUUGUGCAGGCCUUCUCUGAAUAUGGAGUAAUUGUCGAAUCGAAGAUCAUCAAAAAUCGCGAAACUGGGAAAUCGAGGGGGUUCGGAUUUGUGAAAUUCAAGGAUGAGCAGGCGAUGAGGGAUGCAAUCGAGGGGAUGCACGGCCAGUAUCUUACCGGUCGUAACAUUACAGUCAGUGAGGCCAAGACCCGCGGAAGCGGUGGCGGCGGUGGCGUCGGGCUCCGCAGCCAUGGAGGUGGCUACAACCGAGGCCGCGGUGGCUACAGAGGCGGCGCAGGACGUGAUGGAGGUGGCUACGGCGGAGGGCCUGACCGUGGAUACAGUGAGGGCAGUGGUGGCCACUACUCGAGGGGAGGCGGUGGUUCUGACGUAACCUGGGCCACGGCUAGGAUUACUAUUGAUGGGCUUUUUAGGGUUUAGAUUUUGAAGUCCUUCGGCAAGGAGGGAAAAAGCCAGCUGUUGGCUCUAGGAUUUCUAUUCAUGGGCUUUUAUGGUGCUUGGAUUGUGAUUUUCUCUUUUUUGUGUGUCUUUUUGACCCUGGGUUUUUGAAAAGUUGGUAAACAGUAGACUUUUUAAUUUUUUUUAGUGUGUGGUGUUUUGGGUAAAAAGGCCGGUUUUUUUUGGCAACUUCCCAAGGGCCCUUGUAUGCGGGUAGUAUUUUUGUUUCGGAUACGAAUGAAGAUGAAGUUUCGUUGAACUAAUUAA
Molecule: messenger RNA, 2380 nt
Organism: Camellia sinensis
Lineage: Eukaryota; Viridiplantae; Streptophyta; Magnoliopsida; Ericales; Theaceae
Source: RefSeq, a predicted model, not a curated record